Molecule: messenger RNA, 1999 nt
Organism: Physcomitrium patens
Lineage: Eukaryota; Viridiplantae; Streptophyta; Bryopsida; Funariales; Funariaceae
Product: protein CDI
Source: RefSeq, a predicted model, not a curated record
UUUCACUGGCUACGUCGUCCAAGUUGCUGCCCUUGUUUAAUUUAAUUUCCCUCUGUUGUUUCUUUCUGUUGUAGAUUCCUCAUUGCAGUUGCAUUCUCUGUCCUGUCUUCUUUACACUGUCUCUUCUUCAAACCAGUCAAUCCUCUUGACGCCGUGGACGUUCUCACAAAUCGUUGUAAUUUCAUCCGCAUUCUUGUUUGUGAGAGAUUCCAGUCUGGCAUAAGGCAGCUGCACGAUGUCGCUGAGUAUCCUCCUGCCUUUGGACGUGUUGCCUGCUGGGGCAUUAUGAGUGGAUUUACGUGAGGUAUUAGUUACUGAAGUUUUGGUGUAAUCUCGACAAGUGUUUUGUUUUGUUUUUUUCCUCGAACUUCUCUCUUUUGAGAAUUGGUUUACACUGUCGAAAUAGGAAAGAGCUUAUUCAGAAUGACAAAUCAAGAAACCUUCACGAUUGAAACGUCCUCUAUCUUUCUGGAUGCGUCGAGAUCCUCCUCGUUCCACCGCUCUUGUUCUUUGAUGUUUGAAGACGACGAAUCGAACCGAAGAAACUUUCCACCUUCGUUGUCUGUUACAACUCUGGAUAUCCACCUCGUUAGUGCUCAACCUCAGUGUGAUGUCUCUGCACACACAGAGUCUUCGAGUGAUCUUCUUUGCAGGAACGCUACGCCAGAUUUUCCUGCUUGCCCGACGCUUUCAUCCCAACGCCUUCACAAGAUCGAUGACGUCAAUGGUAGCAAAGAGUCGGUGAUCACUAGGACAGGGAAGUGCCUGGAGAAGCUCAGGAUUUUCGUAGGGUUUGACUCUCGUGAGGAAAUCGCGUAUGAUGUGUGCAGGCAUUCAAUCCUCAGGCAUGCCACUAUCGACGUAGAGAUUAUUCCUCUAAAGUUGCAGAACCUCGUGGAACAAGGCCUCUACGCACGCUCUCGGGAAUCCACGGAAAGUACCGAAUUUUCCUUCACGAGGUUUCUGACGCCAUUCCUUGCAGGUUUCGAGGGCUGGGCAGUGUUUGUUGACUGCGACUUCCUGUACACGACUGAUGUGCGGGAGUUGGCUGAGCUUGUUGACGAUCAGUUCGCUAUUAUGUGCGUAAAACAUAAUUACACUCCUAAGGCGACAGUCAAAAUGGAUGGGGUUGUACAAACUUCUUAUCUUCGCAAGAACUGGUCUUCAAUGGUGCUGUAUAAUUGUUCACAUCCAAAGAACAGGGUGCUGACCCCGGAACUAAUCAAUUCUGAAUCGGGCGCGUUUCUUCACAGGUUUAUGUGGCUAGAGGAUGUAGAGAUCGGCGAAAUUCCUUUCACUUGGAAUUUCUUAGUCGGCCACAAUGAAGUUCCUGACGGGGGAGCAUCGUUACCCAAGGCUAUCCAUUUCACAUGCGGGGGGCCCUGGUUUGAAGCCUGGAGAGACUGCGAGUUUGCCGAUUGCUGGCUGAAGGAAAGAGACGACUAUUUGAAGACACAAACUUCUUAACACUUGUGAAAAAGGAGCAUGAAACGACGAAGAAAUCACUCUGAUGGGGGAAAAGUAACGAAACAAAGCAAUAUUCAUAUAUUUCACCGUCUAAAUCGAAGAGUUGUUUCCUGUGUCGUGCAGACACAUACCUAUUCGUCAAUGUGAACUAGAGGCGCCUCUGGUGUGUAACCUAAAAGGCCGGUUUAGUUUUCAAUGUAUUCCAUCUCCUUAAAAUCCAAUAUUUUUUAUGAUUCAACGUCGAGUUAGACUAUCCCCUGUGCUUGAUCAGCUUUGAUUGAAGCCUACUCCUCCUAAGUCCCCACAUUCGCAAAUGCCUGGAGGCCAUGUUGCUACGGCCACAUCGAGAGUCGCUUCAACUUUCGUUGACCUACGUGAGUGUAGGUUGACGUGAAUCUGGGGCAGACAUCCUCCUAUCCUGUGGUUGAAUCGAGGGUUCAUGGCUUUCUUUGAUAAUAUCUCCGACUUAAACGAUGUUCUAUUACCUCUACAUUUAUUAAAAAUUUUGCUAUCACCUUGAUUCAUUCAUUUU